Panicum hallii is the source of this 2657-nucleotide messenger RNA. Its product is annotated as alpha-L-fucosidase 2-like. The record is from RefSeq and is a predicted model, not a curated record. Lineage: Eukaryota; Viridiplantae; Streptophyta; Magnoliopsida; Poales; Poaceae. The coding region runs from base 20 to 2542 and encodes 840 amino acids. Gene Ontology annotation, biological process: carbohydrate metabolic process. The transcript is spliced from 10 exons. Gene Ontology annotation, molecular function: alpha-L-fucosidase activity.
CCUUGCUUCCAUCUCCCCGAUGGAAUGCAGCGGCAGCGACGGUGGCGAGUGGGUCUGGGUGCGACUUCCAACGCAGGCUGAGGCCGCAGAGCAACAGAAAUCACCGUCGGCAGCAGCGACAGAGGUCGAGGACGAGGAGCGGGCGCUGAAGGUGGUGUUCGCGUCGCCGGCAGAGUACUUCACGGACGCGGCACCCAUCGGGAACGGCAGCCUCGGUGGCAUGGUCUGGGGCGGCGUCGCCACCGAGAAGCUCCAGCUCAACCAUGACACCCUAUGGACCGGUGCACCAGGGAACUAUACUGACUCGGAGGCGCCGGCUGCUCUCGCGGUGGUGAGGGAACUUGUCAACCAAGGGCGAUUCGCUGAUGCCACUGAGGCGGCCACGCACCUCUUCGGCGGCCAAUCAGAAGUCUACCAACCUCUCGGUGACAUAAAUCUGGAGUUUGGUGCUUCCAAUCAGGCUUAUGAUUCCUACAAAAGGGAGUUAGAUUUACAUACCGCUACUGUGCUUACCACCUACAACAUCGGAGAGGUGCGGUACAUGAGGGAGCACUUCUGCUCAAAUCCGCAUCAAGUCAUCGUUACCAUGAUCUCUGCAAACAUACCGGGACAGGUCUCCUGCACAAUGUCUUUGAGCAGCCAGUUAAAAAAUAAUGUCACUGUGACCAAUGCUAAUGAGUUGGUCAUGGAAGGUAUCUGUCCAAGUCAGAGGCCUAGUCUGAGAAAAGGUAACUCUAAUGAUGUAACUGGAAUUAAGUUUGCAGCCGUUCUUGGAUUGCAGAUUGGUGGGAACACUGCAAAAGCGACAGUUGUGAAUGAUCAGCAAUUGAGGCUUGACAACGCAGAUUGGGUUGUCUUAGUUGUUGCAGCUUCUUCGUCCUUUAACGGUCCAUUUGUGAAUCCGGCUGACUCUGCAUUAGAUCCCACAUCAAUAGCUCUAAAUACAUUGAACCUCACUAGGAACUUAACAUAUGACCAGCUCAAAGCUGCCCAUUUGGAUGAUUAUCAGCACCUCUUUUACCGUCUUACCAUACAGCUUUCACGAGGAUUGAAGGACACACAUAGUUUGCUAACUGAAAAGGAGAGACCUAAUGAAGAAGUUGGUGUAGAAAUCAGAACAUCAGCAGACAGGGUCAAGAGUUUUAGCAUUGAUGAGGAUCCUUCUCUGGUUGAGCUGUUGUUCCAAUAUGGGCGAUACCUUUUCAUUUCAUGCUCCAGGCCAGGGACCCAGGUUUCCAAUCUGCAAGGAAUAUGGAACCAAGAUGUUGAUCCUGCAUGGGAUGCAGCUCCUCAUCUUAACAUCAAUCUUCAGAUGAAUUACUGGCCAGCGCUGCCUUGCAACCUUAGUGAAUGCCAGGAACCAUUAUUUGACUUCCUUGCAUCUCUUGCAGUUAAUGGUAGCAAGACAGCAAAAGUCAAUUACCAGUCAAGUGGGUGGGUAACGCAUCAUGUCACAGAUAUAUGGGCAAAGUCUUCGGCCUUCCUUAAGAAUCCGAAGCAUGCAGUGUGGCCAAUGGGAGGUGCAUGGUUAUGCACACAUCUGUGGGAGCACUACCAGUUUUCACUGGAUAAAGACUUUUUGGAGAAUAAGGCAUAUCCAUUGCUGGAAGGUUGCGCCACCUUUCUGGUUGACUGGUUGAUUGAAGGACAAGGAGGUUAUCUUGAAACAAAUCCCUCAACAUCUCCAGAGCAUGCUUUUCUAACUCCAGAUGGUCAGCCAGCAAGUGUGAGCUACUCAACAACAAUGGACAUCUUGAUCAUUAGGGAGGUUUUCUCGGCUGUCCUUCUAUCUGCAGAGGUCUUAGGGAAAUCUGAUACUGAUUUGGUGAAGAACAUCAAGAAAGCACUCCCAAGGCUCCCUCCCAUACAGAUUGCAAGAGAUCGUACUAUCAUGGAGUGGGCUCUAGAUUUCCAGGAUCCAGAAGUCCAUCAUAGGCACUUGUCACAUCUCUUUGGAAUUUACCCUGGACAUACUAUAACCUUGGAGAAAAACGCUGAUGUUUGUGAAGCUGCAGCGAAUAGCCUUUAUAAAAGAGGUGAAGAUGGUCCAGGAUGGUCGACAACAUGGAAGAUGGCCCUAUGGGCACGCCUUUUCAACAGUGAGAACGCAUACAGAAUGGUCCUAAAAUUGAUCACUUUGGUUCCUCCUGGUGAAAAGGUUGACUUCGAAGGAGGACUGUACAACAAUCUGUGGACAGCACACCCACCAUUCCAGAUCGAUGCAAAUUUUGGAUUCACAGCUGCUAUUGCUGAGAUGCUGCUUCAGAGCACACAGAAUGAUCUGUACCUGCUCCCUGCCCUGCCACGCGAUAAGUGGCCCAGAGGCUGUGUCAAGGGGCUCAGGGCUCGGGGUGAUGUGACUGUCAACAUAUGCUGGGAUGAAGGGGAGCUUCAGGAAGCAUUAUUAUGGUCAAACCAUGGAAAUUCAGUCACAAGGCUGCACUAUGGUGGACUGGUUACUGCCAUCGCAGUUUGCAGCAGCACUGUUUACAAGUUCAACAGAGGAUUGGAGUGCUUAGAGGCUUGGCCCCUUGGCAAGUAAUUGCCUCGUCUGUUUUCACAGGAAUCAAAUGAAAAAAUAUGUGAAGAGUAGUGCAACAUGUUGCAUUACAUCAGAACAGUAUGCAGUUAUUCAAUUCAGGUUCAAGACAUCACAA